CCGUUAACAGGUCCAAAUGCUGUUUCAGCAUCUUGUGCACAAUAUAAACCAUGAGCAGCUACAAUUAUACUCCAAGCUAAAUGAAUCGCCCCUAAGGGUACAUUUCUUUUAUGAUAAUUUUGUGAGUUUUAUUAAAAGAGACCGACCUCAUUAAAGGCAUGAAGUGUCGCUUGGUUCCACCUUUGAUGCUAGAGCAUGAAUGUCUCUCGUAAGCCAACAUAGUCGAAAGUUAGGGGACGUUGAAGUGAUACUUUUAUUAAAUAACUGAAAAUAGAAGCCUUCCAUUUGUGCUCCUAUUUUUGCAUCAUCUACUUUCUAGAUAUCUUCCCGGUGCAUGUUGCAUAGUGAUGACAAGUGGGCUCUGUUCUCUUUGUUCAGUCCCACUUCUGCUCAGGCACCUCGAUCGUAGCGUGCAAUUCUCUGUCGUGCAUCCUUCUGCCCCUUCGAUUGCGCGUUUGCAACUCUGACCAAUCCAACCACAAUCGAGUGGCACGCUUACACCAUGUCUGAUUCCGAUGAACCUAUCGAUCAUAUUGAUGAAGAGGGCGAUGACCUCUUUGGCGACGACGAUGGCGAUGCCCAAGUGUCGGCUCCCAGGCAGCGCGUUCUCGAGGACGACGACCUGGCUUCUGACCCCGACGAAGAUAGAGACGCAGGCGACUAUGGGAGAUACGAUGGUGACGCGCCACAGGAAACACACGAUAGGGUUGUAAUGGGCGUUACGGCAUAUCGACAUCGCAUUCCGAAGCCCAAGGACGGUGCGCUUCGUGUGAUGCGCGUACCCAAGUUCUUCAAAAUCAUGCCCCAGGAAUAUGUCGCUGAUAGUUUCGAACCGACCGAGUUUGAUAUCGACAAUGCGAAGGCGGAAAACCCAGCCCACGUUGCCCGUGUUCGUCGCGAUGCAACAACGGGUGACUUAAAAAGCAAUACGAAUAUAUACAGAUGGAGUGAUGGGUCUGUAACAAUUUCAAUUGGUGGUGAGCAGUACGAGAUACAGAAGAAAGCUCUGGCUCCAGGCUCGGGGCAAGACUACGAUGAACUCAAAGACGGACACUACUACGCCGCAGCCGCCGAGUUGACAAGUAACCUGUUAUUGACAGUUGGCCAUGUCACGGAACAGUUUACUGUUCGGCCUAACAAAGCUGUUGGCGAUGAUGCACUGAGUGUCUUGGCGCAGCGCAUGGCUCAGGCCAGCAAGCAGGUCAAGGAGGAGGACAUGAUUAUCCGCACCACAGAAGACCCCGAGUUGCAGAAAAAGCGUGCAGAAGCGGCAGAGAAGGAACGCGCAACUGCACAAAGACGGCGCGAGAAUGCCGCGGCCAAAAUGGAUGGCCUUGGUCGUUACAGAAGUGGCGGCCUCUCCAUUGGUGAUCUGGAAGGCGGUCGUCGCGCUGGGGGCCCUCGCAAGAGGGGCCUGCCUGGCACUAAGCCAAAGAGAAGACGACCUGAAUAUGACUCGGAUGACGAUCUACCACAAGGCGUCGGCCGCCAAGAGGAGUACGAUAAGGACGAUGGAUUCCUGGUUGAUAGUGAUGAUGAAGAGUUUGAGAGUGGAGCGGACGAUGACGAUGAAGAGAUGCUUGACGACGAAAGACCUUCUAAGUCAAAGAGGCGACGAACUCCAGAAUCUGGGGGAGACGAAGACAUGGAUGAUCACGUUGAGACGUCAGGAAGGUCCAGGCGCCGCAAUGUAGUGGACGACGAAGAUGAGGAGGAUUAAUCAAGCUAAUCAGAACGAUACUAAUAUUCUAUUAAAACAUGCAGUGUAAUAAUAUAUAAAGAAGCAGUUUUUUUU
Molecule: messenger RNA, 1795 nt
Organism: [Torrubiella] hemipterigena
Lineage: Eukaryota; Fungi; Ascomycota; Sordariomycetes; Hypocreales; Clavicipitaceae
Source: the annotation of a GenBank genome assembly